Messenger RNA from Striga hermonthica, 303 nucleotides. The record is from the annotation of a GenBank genome assembly. Lineage: Eukaryota; Viridiplantae; Streptophyta; Magnoliopsida; Lamiales; Orobanchaceae.
AUGUCGGCGGCGGACAACGUCGGCGGCAGCAUGGGCAGGUGCGAGAAGCUGGAUCGGGCGGCGAGCUGGGUGGGGACCAACGUCGCCACCGCCUUCUUCGCUUCCCUCGAGCGAUGCUCGUGCAUCCACCUGUCCACCGACGACGACGACGACGACAUGGACGAUGACGAGGAGGCUAAGGAUCGGCCGCUCAUGCUCACCAAACACCCUUCUUUCACCACCGACGCCCCCUCUCACCGCCACCAGCCACCCGCAGCCGAUGAUAAGGUCCCCCUGCCUCAGCAACUCACCGGCAAAUCUUAA